AUGAUGGAGGCUGUCGCCUAUGCUCUCAGUAUCUACUGGGUAGCGAACGAUGGGAUAAUCGCACCUUCGCCUGUUUGCUGGGCCCAGGGAUGGUUGGGCUCGACAAGCAACCUAGCCGCCAGUCUGUUCCUCACAGCAAUAUCUGUGAGCACUUUCCUGACUGUGGGCCUGGGAUACAAGCUAGCGCCAUGGGCUGUGUAUGCCACCGUUAUUGUUCUCUGGGUAUUCGAUUUUGGCAUCAAUGGUGCUGGAGUGAUAGCCUCUGUGCUUCACCCGGGGGCCCCUAAUGAGUCUUUUUACAUGAGGGCUAAUGUCUGGUGCUGGAUUUCGACAGCCUACGAUUCCUGGCGCUUGUGGGCUCAUUACUUCUGGAUUAUGGUUUCGAUUGCCAUAACAGUCACUCUUUAUUCUUUUGUCUUCUUUACACUAUGGCGUCAAAAGCGAAAUU
Colletotrichum graminicola M1.001 is the source of this 448-nucleotide messenger RNA. RefSeq lists its product as uncharacterized. The record is from RefSeq and is a predicted model, not a curated record. Gene Ontology annotation, molecular function: G protein-coupled receptor activity. NCBI's taxonomy places the organism in Eukaryota, Fungi, Ascomycota, Sordariomycetes, Glomerellales, Glomerellaceae. The transcript has 2 exons. Gene Ontology annotation, biological process: adenylate cyclase-activating G protein-coupled receptor signaling pathway. Gene Ontology annotation, cellular component: plasma membrane. The annotation marks the transcript as partial.